GGAGGGAGAGAGAGAGAAACAAAGGGAGAGAGAAAAAUAUAGAAUUAAAAUCAGAAAAGAAUCACAGAUAUAUCCAAGAUUUCAAACUAAUGUAAGAAAUGAUGAAAAACUAUAUGCCAAAAUAUCUGAAAACUUAGGUAUAUAGACAAAUUCCUGGAAAGAUUGUUUUAAACGGAAAAAUUGCACAACAUCCAGUAGACUUUCAGAAAGAAACAACAUUAAAGAAGAUAAAAUGGGGAUCAAUUACCUCUUCCCUUCCCUAUUUCUCCUUUCCAAAUGCUAGUGUCAAGCAGUAGAGUUCUAAGAAAUUUUCAUAGAACAUAGAAAAAGAAGUAGCACUAAUUCUAUUUAUGAGACAAGAAUAAUCUUAACAGAGCAUCCACCAAAGAUAAUACAAGAAAAUUACAAACCAAUUCCACUUAUGAAAAUACAUGUAAAAAUCCUGAAUAUUAUCUAAUUGAAUCCAACAGUGUACUUAAAAAUUGCAACAUGAUCAAAUGGGAUUUAGCAUAGUAAUGUGAAGAAACAUUGAAAUUAGUCAUGUUAAUGGGCUAUAGUAGAUAUUUUGGAUAGUUUUCUCAAUCUCCAUUUCUCCAAAUAUUUAAAGAGUUUGCAAAACUUAAAAAAAUAUAUCUUUCUAGAUCUUUGCAGCUAGGGUUCUGGAUAAGAAUCAGGUUCUACCAACAGAAUACACACAAGUGAGAUUUAGAAGGUGAAAAUGAGUUGGAUGGUGUUCAGCUGUAGUUAUGGUCUAUUGCUGCUAGCAAGCAAGUUUUGUAAACAUGCAGCUUUCUGCAAAGGUAUUCCACUGUCCAAAGGUAAGGAUAACCAGCCACAUUCUUUGUUUAUUGCAAUCAUAUUUGGAAACUGAUGCCUAUUAAGACAGUUUGAUACAAGGAGCUGUUGCCAAAGAAGUUGAAAUAGUCUCAGUUUCCUGUGAGUAGAGAAACAAUGGUCAUGGCAGUGCUUCUUCAUCUGAAUUCAUGCUUUGUAAUCUCCUGUUUGCUGUGUUAGAUACUCAUUUGCUAUCUUUGGUGUAAAAGACUGUUGUGGCAGCAGCUUCUAUAUUUUAAAGUUUUUAUUUAAAUUCCAGUUAACAUACAGGGUAGUAUUAUUUUCAGGUGUAUAAUAUAGUGAUUCAACACUUCCAUACAUCACCCUGUUCUCAUCACAAGUGCACUGUCAUAAUUCUCAUCACCUAUUUAACCCAUCCCCCACCCACCUGCUUUCUGGUAACCAUCAGUUUGUUUUCUAUAGUUAAGAGUCUGCUAAGAUUAUGCAUUAUGUGUGCAUAAAAUUAUGCAUAUGAGAAUGCAUAUUUGAGAUUAUCCAGUCUGAGAACAGAAAGAAAAAAAGAAUAAGCAAAAAUGAACAUGGUCUCCAAAACCUGUGAAACACUUUCAAACAUAUUGACACAUGCAUAAGGUGAGUCCCAGAAGAAAGGGGAGAGAAAGGUCAGAAGGACUAUUUGAAGAAAUAAUGGCCAAAAUCUUUCCAAAUUUGAUUAAAAAAAACCAUAUCAAUAUGCAAGUAGCAUAAUAGAAUCCAGAAGAAGGGAAAUAAUACAGAUUAGAGCAGAAAUCAAUGAUACAGAAACAAACAAACAAACAAACCCAGUAAAACAAUCAAUGAAACUAUAGAUGGUUUUUUGAAAAAAUAAACAAAAUUGAUGACCCCCUAGCCAGACUUCUCAAAAAGAAAAGAGAGAGGACCCAAAUAGAUAAAAUGACAAGCGAAUGAGUAGAGAUCACAACCAACACCACAGAAAUACAAACAAUUAUAACAAUACUAUGAAAUAUUAAAUACCAACAAACUGGACAGUCUGGAAGAAAUGGACAAAUUCUUAGACACACACUACUAAAACUCAAACAGGAAGAAAUAGAAAAUUUGAAUGGUCCAUAACCAGCAAAGAAAUUAAAUCUGUUAUCAAACCUCUCCCAACAAAUAAGAGUCUUGGGCCAGAUGGCUUCUCAGGUGAAUUCUAUCAGGUAUUUAAAGGAUAGUUAAUACUUAGUCUUCUCAAACUGUUCCAAAAAAUAGAAAAGAAAAGAAAGCUUCCAAACUUAUUCUAUGAAACCAGUAUUACCUUGAUUCCCAAACCAGACAAAAACCCCACUAAAAAGGAGAAUUACAGGCCAAUGUCUUUGAUGAACAUGGAUGCAAAAAUUCUCAACAAGAUACUAGUAAAUAAAAUCCAACAGUACAUUAAAGGAAUUAUUCACCAUGAUCAAGUGGUAUUUAUUCCUGGGCUACAGGGCUGGUUUAAUAUCCACAAAUCAAUCAACAUAUAUACCACAUUAAUAAUAAUAAUAAAAAGGAUAGAGAUACUUGGGUGGCUCAGUUGGUUAAGUGUCCGACUUUGGCUUAGGUCAUGAUCUCACGGUUCAUGAGUUUGAGUCUUGUGUCACACUCUGUGCUGACAGCUCAGAGCUUGGAGCCUGCUUCAGAUUCUGUGUUUCCCUCUCUCUCUGCCACUCACUUGCUCCCACUCUAUCUCUUUCUCUCUCAAAGAUGAAUAAACAUUAGAAAAAAAACCUUAAAGGAUAAGAACCAUAUGAGCCUUGUAAUAGAUGCAGAUAAAGCAUCUGACAAAAUACAGCAUCGUUUCUUGAUAAAAACCCUCAAGAAAGUACGGAUAGAAGGAACAUACUUCAACACCAUAAAAGCCAUAUAUGAAAGGCCCCCAGCUAAUAUCAUCAUCAAUGGGGAGAAACUGAUAGCUUUCCUCCUAAGGUCAGGAACACUACAGAUACGUCCACUCUCACCACUGUUGUCCACCAUAGUACUAGAAGGCCUAGCCUCAGCGAUAAGACAACAAUGAUAAAAAAAAAAAUAAAUAAAAGGCAUCCAAAUUGGUAAAGAAGAAGUCAAACUUUCACUCUUUGCAGAUGACAUGAUACUAUACGUGGAAAACACAAAAGACUCCACCAAAAAACUGCCAAAGCUGAUACAUGGAUUCAGCAAAGUUGCAGGAUAUAAAAUCAACAUACAGAAAUCAGUUGCAUUUCUAUACAACAAUAAUGAAGCAGCAGGAAGAGAAAUCAAGGAAUCCACCCCAUCUACAAGUACACCAAAAACCAUAAAAUACCUAGGAAUAAACCUAACUAAAGGUAUCAAAGAUCUACAGAGAGCUUAUGAAAGAAAUUGAAGACACAAAGAAAUGGAAAAACGUUCCAUGCUCAUGGAUUGGAAGAACAAAUAUUGUUAAAAUGUCAAUACUACCCAAAGCAAUCUACACAUUCAAUGCAAUCCCUAUCAAAACAACACCAGCAUGCUUCGCAGAGCUAGAACAAACAAUCCUAAAAUUUGUAUGGAACCACAAAAGACCCCAAAUAGCCAAAGUAAUGUUGAAAAAGAAAACCAAAGCUGGAACGAUUGCAAUUCUGGACUUUAAUCCAUAUUACAAAGCUGUAAACAUCAAAAUAGUAUGGUAUUAGCACAAAAAACAGACACAUAGAUCAAUGGAACAAAAUCGAGAACCCAGAAAUGGACCCACAAACGUAUGGCAAACUAAUCUUUGACAAAGCAGGAAAGAAUAUCCAAUGGUAUAAAAAUAGUCUCUUCAAGUGGUGCUGGGAAAACUGGACAGUGACAUGCAGAAGAAUGAACCUGGACCACUUUCUUACACCAUACACAAAAAUAAACUCAGAAUGGAUGGAAGACCUAAAGGUAGUCUGGAAACCAUCAAAAUCCUACAGGAGAAAACAAGCAACAAAUUCUUUGACCUUGACCACAGCAGCUUCUUAUUAGCUAUGUCUCCAGAGGCAAGGGAAAUAAAAGCAAAAAUGAACUAUUGGGAACUCGUCACGAUAAAAAGCUUCUGCUUUUUUAUCUGCUACUAUGCAACUGACGGAAUGGGAGAAGAUAUUUGCAAAUGACAUCAGAUAAAGGAUUAGUAUCCAAAAUCUAUAAAGAACUUAUCACACUCAACACACAAAAAGCAAAUAAUCCAGUGAAGUAAUGGGCAGGAAACAUGAAUAGACCCUUUUCCAAAGAAGACAUCUAGAUGGCUAACAGACCCACGAAAGGAUGCUCAACAUCAUUCAUCAUCAGAGAAAUACAAAUCAAAACCACAAGGAGAUACCACUUCACACUUGUCAGAAUGGCUAACAUUAACAACUCAGGAAACAACAGAUGUUGGCAAGGAUGUGGAGAAAGGAGAAGACUUUUGCACUGUUGGUAGGAAUGCAAACUGAUGCAGCCACUCUGGAGAACAGUAUGGAGAUUCCUCAAAAAAUUAAAAACAGAGCUACCCUACGAGCCAGCAAUUGUACUACUAGGAAUUUAUCCAAAGGAUACAAAAAUGCUGAUUCGAAGGGGCACAUGCACCCUAAUGUUUAUAGAGGCAUUAUUAACAAUAGCUCAAUUAUGAAAAGACCCCAAAUGUUCAUCAACUGAUGAAUGGAUUAAGAAGAUGUGGUAUAUAUAUACAAUGGAAUACUACUUGGCAAUCAAAAAGAAUGAAAUCUUGCCAUUUGCAGCAAUGUGGAUGGACCCAACUGUAUUAUGUUAAGUGAAUUAAGUCAGAGAAAGAAAAAUAUCAUAUGAUUUCACUCAUAUGUGGAAUUUAAGAAACACAAUAGAUGAACAUAGGGGAAGGGAAGGAAAAAUAAGAUAAAAACAGAAAGGGAGGCAAAUCGUAAGAGACUCUUAAAUACAGAGAAUAAAUUGAGGGUUGCUGGAGGGUAUUUGGGUGGGAAGAUGGGCUAACCAGGUCCUGGACAUUAAGGAGGGUACUUGUUGGGAUGAGCACUGGGUGUUAUAUGUAAGUGAUGAAUCACAGGGUUCUACUCCUGAAACCAGUACUACACUGUAUGUUAAUUAACUUGAAUUUAAAUUAAAAAAAAAAUUUUUUUUUAUUUUUGAGAGACAAAGAGCAACAGAGAAUGAGCAGGGGAGGGGCAGAGAGAGAGGGAGACAGAAUCUGAAGCAGGCUCCAGGCUCUGAGCUGUCAGCACAGAGCCCCACGUGGGCUCAAACCCAGGAACUGUGAGAUCAUGACCUGAGUGGAAGUCGGAUGCUUAACUGACUGAGCCACCCAGGCGCCCCUAAUUAACUUGAACUUAAAUAAAUAUAUUUUACACUUGGUCUUAGCCAAAAGGCCAAGAAGUGAUAAAUAAAUAAAUAUUUUUAAAAAAGAAAAAAAGUGACUUUAGAUGUUUUUAGGAAAACCAAUCAGAGACAUUUCACAGUUCCUCUUUUCCACAGCUAGGUUUUCACUUCACUUUUACCCAUUUCUGGCUUCCUUCUGCAGCCGCUUUUUAAAAAUGUUUAUUUAUUUUUGAGAGACAGAGACAAGGACAGAGCACGAGCGGGGGAGGGGCAGAGAGAGAGGCAGACGCACAAUCCGAAACAGCUCCAGGCUCUGAGCUGUCAGCACAGAGCCCGAUGAAGAGCUCGAACUCACAAACCGUGAGAUCACGACCAAAGCAAAGUCGGAAGCUCAGCCAAUUGAGCCACUCAGGUUUUUUAAACCCCUUAACCUAUUUUCUGGCUGCUGGUGCUGUUACUUUGGGAAUUGGUUUCUUUGCUUUGGCAUCAGCUUUGUGGUUCCUGAUUUGCAAACGAAGAGAAAUAUUUCAAAAUUCCAAAUUUAAAGCAACUGAUGAGAGAUGCAGGCAAAGAUCAUCAAAGGCAAAGAUUAAAUCUCAUUCUCAGUGUGUUUUUAUUUCUCGAAACUUUCAUACUGGAGGAUACCAAUUACAGCAGGCACAAAGAAAAAAGGAAACAGCAUGUAUAAAAGCAAAUAGAGAUCACUCUAAAGAUGAAUUCUGCCUUGCAACAAAAAAGGUCAUUUGUGACCCUUCAGAGACUAGCUCGACAACACAUCCCAGCAGUGUUACUUUAAGCUUAUCGACACUACAAUCUGAUUCUCAUUACAGCCAAAGUAUAGACGCAGCUGAUGACUGGUUUUCUGACGAUACUCUAGCAAAAAAGAGCUCUCCAAUGCCUUUUCUCAGAGAACCUCUAAUGGAAAAAGUAUUUUCAUACCUGUCAACAAUUUCAUUAGAAGAAUGUACUGAAAAUGUACUGAAUAUGACACUUUAUGAUGAUCAGAAAGAUGACAGCAUUAAGGAAAUAUUUUCACGAAGAAAUGCAGAAGUUGAAAUACAAAAAUUUCAACAUAAUAUUGAAUGACUUUUUUCUUUUGAAACUUUGUGUACACUGAAAUCAUGGAAAGUUAAAACCAAAUUACCAGCUUCUGAGUCUCUUAAAAUGUCCAUACUAAUAUUACUUUUCUUAUUCCUUGCCAUAUAGUGGUCCUACUUCCCUUGCUGAUUCUUAUUUCUAGAAAUAAUUACAGGAAGAAUUAGAGUGACAUCAUGAACAUUAAGCUUAACUCCUUGUAUCUCAUCAAAAGAUAUAACAAAUAAUACAAAUGUAUUUCAACAUGCAGGAGAAUAAGAAAUCUUCAGCACAAAUAGAGUUUUGAAUAAAACACUCACAACAUUCCCUUACACUUUUGACAUUUUUAAUUUUAUUUCAAUGUGGGUAGGGCUGGGCAGAAUACUUUCAUCAGCUUUUCUGAAUUUUAAAUGCAUCAAUCACCUACAAUUCAACUUUUAUUUUGUCACGAUUUUGGUAAACAAUAUACUCAAUAUCUGUUGCUCUUCUAGCGGAGCCUGGAACACUGUGAAGAAUCCAGAAUAUAAUUUUUCUUUGCCCUCUCCUAUGUCUGCUUCUCAGAAUGGUUUCCUAAUCCUUACCCCACUGUGAUGAAAAUGUGGGCAUCUAUGUUCUUAAGCCUCUGAUUCAAGCUAGAUGAAUCAGAGUUCCUCUCUAAUCAGAGACCCUUGGUCAGAGUUCUGUGUUUGGUCCUGAGGGAUUUCUGACACCCACUCUGUAAUUAAUCUUUUUUUUCCCUCUUUAUCCUAAAUACUGUCCAUGUACUUAGUCCCCUUUUUCUUUCUUUGGGGAAAAAUUGCUAAAUAUAAUAUUAGCUUUUAUGCUUAAUUUACUCAUACCGACACUUAUGCAUAUCUUCCCAAGAGAUAAAUCAUACCUAUUACAAUAAAUGAAAAUAAACUUGUCUCAGUUAAGAUAGUAGCAUUACCCAGGCUGUCCCAUUACCCCUUUCUGUCCCAGGGGAAAUAGUAAAAAGGAUUAAAACACCUCUGUCUUCUAAACACCUUGUCAUUUCUACAAGUUAUCGGUUGUGAGAACAUCUAUCUAAUAUCUACCCCUACAUCUAAAUAAGCUAUUUCAGCUCAAUGUCUGUAAGGAAUAGCAUAUAUAUAAUUGUUCUCUGUCCCUUGGUGUCCUACCAACUUAUAUCUUACUGCCUAUCCCAGAAAAGUCAUCUCUAAUUUUGGUGAGAUGCUAUAACUUUCCUAUGAAUUUGGGGUUGGAGAUAAGAGAUUCUAGCUUUGAUCUCAUUAGUCUUUGGAAUAGAGGAAACAAACUGGGGAGCUGUGGGCUGCCAUGUCCUACCUUGUGGUUUGGGAAGAAAAAAACAGUAAAUCUGCUGUGAGAGAGCAGUGAAGCACUUGCAAAGUGAAAAGCAGACAUGAGAGGUCAGGAGAAUGUAAUUCCGGGCUUUCUAACAGUCCUCCAUUUCCUUGUUCCAGUCCUUCAUGAAGCCUGCCCUUGGCUUGGUAUGGCACACGUUAUCCUAAUAAUAAAUUAACCUAUUUUCUUAAGCUAGCAAGAUCUGACAUUUAUUAGUGUCCUGUUUUUAACUAUUGUUCUGGGCUUUGGCAAAGUACCUUGUAAUUUUAUAAUAAAUUAUUGUUUUUGCAUAAAGCAGAAAGAGCUUUGUUUCUGUUACUAUGACCAAAGCAUCCUAACCAAAUUCCUGUCAUUAUAAGUGAAAAAUAACUAUAUGUAUGCAUAUACAGCAAUUGUUAUAUUAUGAUAGAAUAGAUUGAAUUUUGUUUCUCAAAACCUAACACAUUUA
Molecule: messenger RNA, 7897 nt
Organism: Acinonyx jubatus (cheetah)
Lineage: Eukaryota; Metazoa; Chordata; Mammalia; Carnivora; Felidae
Gene: CC1H1orf185
Product: chromosome C1 C1orf185 homolog
Exons: 5
Coding region: 5389-6138 (249 amino acids)
Source: RefSeq, a predicted model, not a curated record